AUGGAAACCUGGGUGCCUUCCCCGUAUCCCCGGCUCCGGCAGGACCCUUCGGGGGGCCGUAUGGGAAGGCAUUUGCCCCCUGUGGCCCCCUUGACCCCACCCCCUGUCCCCAAUGUCCCCCCCCCCCCAGCUCUCAGUAUGAAGGAAACUUUCCUGGUGCUCUCUCUGCACAACAAGCUGAGGAGCAAAGUGCAGCCUCCUGCUGCCAACAUGCAGAAGCUGGAGUGGAGCGAGGCGCUGGGGCGGCUGGCGGGGGCUCGGGCAGCCGGCUGCCUGCAGGGUCCCGCUCCGCCGGGCUCCCCGGAGCUGGGCUGGAGCGAGGCCCUUGUCCCGGUGGGCUCCGGGGGGUUCGGGGCCCUGCUGGAGCGCUGGUUCGCCGAGGGACGGAGCUACGACCACAGCACGGGGCGCUGCGCCGGCAAUGCCACCUGCCGCCACUACACCCAGCUGGUGUGGGCCACAGCGGGGCGGCUGGGCUGCGGCCGGCACCUCUGCCCCCGCGGGCACAGCGAGGCCUUCGCCUGCGCCUACUCCCCAGGGGGCAACUGGGAGGUGGGGGGGACGCCCGUCCUGCCCUACCAGCGCGGGCCCUGGUGCUCCCUCUGCACCGCCGGCCUCUCCGGAUGCUUCAAGUCCUGGGACCACGGCGGUGGCCUCUGCGAGGUGCCGCGGAACCCCUGCCGCAUGAGCUGCCGGAACGGCGGGCACCUGCUCCUCAGCUCCUGCCUCUGCGCCUGCGCCCCCGGCUACACCGGCCGCUACUGCCAAGUGUGGUGCAGCGGGCAGUGUCUCCACGGGAAGCUGCGGAAGGAGGAGUGUUCCUGCCUCUGCCACCCGGGCUACGGCGGCGCCGACUGUGGCAUGAAGAUCCGCUUCCCCUUCCACGCCUGCGACGUGCGGAUCGACGGCGACUGCUUCAUGGUGUCCCCUGAGGCUGCCACCUACUAUGGAGCCAAAAUGAAGUGCCAGGAGAAAGGGGCCACGCUGGCCCAGGUCAGAAGUCAGAAGGUCCAGGACAUCUUGGCUUUCUACCUCAGCCGCUUGGAGAGCGGCAACAGGGUGACAGACACGGAUUUUGAAACCGGGAACUUCUGGAUCGGGCUCACCUACAAGACAUCCAAGGCCUCCUUCCGCUGGGACGUGGGAGAACCCUCCUCCUUCACCAGCUUCGCCUUCGGGCAGCCGGACAACCAGGGGUUUGGGAACUGUGUGGAGAUGCAGGCACUGGCUGCCUUCAACUGGAACGACCAGCGCUGCAAGACCCGGAACCGCUACAUCUGCCAGUUCACCCAGGAGCACAUUGCUCUGUGGCAGCAGGACCCCUGAGCCAGCAGCCCC
Messenger RNA from Apus apus (common swift), 1338 nucleotides. Its product is annotated as C-type lectin domain family 18 member A-like. The record is from RefSeq and is a predicted model, not a curated record. Bases 1 to 1326 code for a protein of 441 amino acids. The transcript has 11 exons. Lineage: Eukaryota; Metazoa; Chordata; Aves; Apodiformes; Apodidae.